Trichoderma virens Gv29-8 is the source of this 3012-nucleotide messenger RNA. RefSeq lists its product as uncharacterized. NCBI's taxonomy places the organism in Eukaryota, Fungi, Ascomycota, Sordariomycetes, Hypocreales, Hypocreaceae. Gene Ontology annotation, molecular function: microtubule binding; GTP binding; GTPase activity. The annotation marks the transcript as partial. Gene Ontology annotation, cellular component: microtubule; cytoplasm; membrane. The transcript has 4 exons. The record is from RefSeq and is a predicted model, not a curated record.
GUCCUCGACUCGGCGACGGCUGAGCAGCUCAACAGCUCAGAAACAAAGAGACUUUUAGACACUAUCGACAGCCUUAGAGACCUACGAAUUGGGGCCAUCGUCGACCUGCCACAGAUCGUCGUGGUGGGAGAUCAGUGUUCCGGCAAAAGCUCAGUCCUAGAGGCUAUAUCGCGAGUGCACUUCCCCGUCAGCGAUGGCAUAUGCACUCGGUUCCCUACAGAGCUGGUGCUUCGGAGGGCGCCUCAAGAGAGUACCGACUUGAGAAUUAGAUUUGAUAGCAAUAGCAAUGCCUCGGACGGUCAAGAUUCGCCAGCUACGCACACACCGUUUCAUGAAAGCGGCUUCCCCAGAUCAGAAUUACCUGCCAUCAUCAACAAGGCAAAAGAACACAUGGGCCUUGAAGAUGGAAAGACAACCGGCUUCUCAAAGCAUGUUUUACGAGUGGAAAUCCGCGGCCCAGACAUUCCCUCGCUGACUCUGGUUGACCUGCCUGGAAUAUUCCACUCUGGGUCGUCUUCACAGCCUCAGGAAUGGAAGGCGGUCGUUGACGAAAUGGUUGAAAACUACAUGAAACAGAAGAAUAGCAUCAUCCUCAUGGUCGUCUCGGCAGACAUCUCCCUCUCCAAGCAUGCCAUCCUCGACAUGGCCCUCCAGCAUGACACAGCCAGGGAGCGCACAAUUGGAGUCAUCACAAAAGUUGACCUUUGCCCCGGUUCAAACCUAGAAGAUGAAUAUCUGAGACUAGCGAGAGGUCAAGAGCCUAGUCACCAGCUUCGCCUAGGCUGGCAUGUUCUACGCAACCGAGGACCCAAAGAAGCAGAGGUGGCCUUUGACCAGAGAGACGUCGAAGAGGAAAAGUUUCUCAAGACAGGAGUAUGGUCUACAUUGCCUCUGGGCAGCCGAGGACUCAUCAGGGACAUUGAGAGUAACCUGCAGAAUCGUCAAAGACGGCUUGCAAAGCUAGGAGCAACAAGGGCGAACCCCGACGAAAUGCGUGACUAUCUUCUCAGCAUAUCAACAGCCUUUCACAAACUAGCAGAGCACGCAGUGGCAGGAAGAUACCACGAUCCAUUCUUCGGCAGCCUUGCAGACCAACAAACAGUCAGUUCGCUCAGAUAUCGAAAGCUGAGAGCAGUGGUUCGAAACUUGAACCUUGCUUUUGACAUUACCAUGAGGUCAAAGGGAGCCAAGUACAAGAUGGAUUGGGACCAACCUACGCCACCGCAAGGUCCAACUGAUGAGGAAAUACUGGCCGAGGCCAUCAAACAUCUCACUGGCAAUCUAGUGCCAUUGUUGAAUCUAUACGACUUCCCAGAUCCAGUGGUAGAAACCAAAGACGUGGCCUAUGAAAGGAUGGAGCUGCUCGCAUCGGAGAGCCAAGGAGGCGAGUUCUGUGGGAUACCAAGCCAAGCUUUCAUCAUGCAGAUUUUCAGAGACCAGAUUGAACCAUGGCGUCGCAUCGCGGAAUGUCACAUCAACAAUCUCGUGGAGAGGGCAGCACUGUUUGUGUAUCAGGCAUUCGACUACAUCUUGGAAGACGACGAGAGAACAAGAGACGCAAUCUUGGUCGAUUGCAUAGACCCGUCAUUCGAUUCCAUGAUCGAUGCUCUCAAGGGCAAGCUCGAUGAGAUUAUGCGUCCUUACACAUCAGGACAUGGACUGCCGCUUGAAAUAGAUUUUCGAACGGGAGUGAUGCAACGAAAAAUUGAGCGCAUCAGGGCGGGUUCUGCUGAGCUGCUCGAUGAAAGUGCUGUCGCAUACAACACCACAGAGUACCGGAUGGUGAAGCCUGAAGAUGUAAUAAAUCUCCUGGUCCAGUCAGAAUCCAGCCUGCAUAGCUAUUUUGGCAUUGAAGCAGCCGUUGACGCGAUGCUAACGCACUACAGAAUGAGCCUGCGGACAUUUACGGAUAAUGUCGUUAACCUAGUCAUCGAGAAUUGCCUUGUUUCGAGACUCGCCGACGUCUUUUCCGCAAGAGUCGUGACGCAGAUGAGCGAUGACAUGAUAGAAAGACUGGCCAAAGAGUCAGACGAAGUCAAGUUGGAGAGGAGCCAGCUGGCGGACGAGAUUGAGAAGCUCAAGACGGGUUUGCAAAACUGUCAGCGGUCGCGGCCCCGGGAUUUUUCAGCGCCAGCAAUAGUUCAUCGUGCUGAACCAUCUACGUCUUCGACAAGCAGCGAAUCGACGACGACUUCCAGUUCAAGCACUGAAGGGCAAUCUGUUGCCACGCCCGCUGCUAGAGGGCCAACGGUUAGUUUGACCACGUCUGCCACUCCUGCUCCUGCGGCGGUCUCUCUCGGCUCGACAAUGGCGUCUACGACUGCUGCUCCUAGACAACCUGCCUUUGGCUCUACUACGGCAUCAACAACUGCCGCUACUGAAUCUUCCGCUUUUGGGUCCGGCAAGACAACCACAGCAACGGCUGCUCCAAAGGCCGCUCCGGUAUUCGGUUCAGUUAGUCCGUUAAAGUCUCCCCUGCCGGCAUUCGGGUCCGUUUCAGCAAUGCAGUCUUCCGCUGCUAAUUUGCCGGCUUUUGGCUCAACGACGACUUCUGCGGCGACUACUUCUACAACGUCGGCCUUUGGCUCGACGACUCCCGCUACAGCUACAGCUCCAAGGCCGUCAGCCUUUGGUUCGACGACUUCUGCGGCGACUACUUCUACGACGUCGGCCUUUGGCUCGACGACGUCAGCAUUUGGUUCAACAGCAGCUGCUCCGAGGCCGUCAGCUUUUGGCUCAACGACUCCUUCUGUAGCCCCUGCUUCGACGACGUCAGCCUUUGGCUCGACGACUACGUCCACAGCCCCUGCUUGGACGUCACCCUUUGGCUCGACGACUCCCGCUACAGCUCCUGCUCCUGCUCCAAGACCAUCGGUUUUUGGUGCUUCGACAACGUCAGCAUUUGGUACGUCAGCAUUUGGUUCAACAGCAGCCUCUACAGCCGCUGCUCCUACAUCGUCAAUCUUUGGCUCGACGACUCCCGCUACAGCUACUGCUCCGCGACCACCGGGU